AUGUAUGGUCUGAUCAUAGACAAUAUUGUCACUUGUAUUCGAGAAAAAUAUGGAUUGGACGUUUGGAAUGAAAUCAAGUACGUGGCUGGGUUAUCGCAAGAUGCAUACGGUAUGGAUGAAGUCUAUUCUGAAGGACUUGCUCAUAAGCUGAUAUGGGCAUGCCAUGAUGUAACUAAUGACACGAUAGAUGCUAUUCUAAAUGAUGCUGGGAAGUCGUUCUACACUUUUCUUGCUAAAUAUGAGUUUCACAAGAUUGUUCGGGUUCUGGGUCGAACAUUUCCUCAAUUCUUGAACGGUUUGGACAAUCUUCAUGAAUAUCUGCGUUUCUCUUUCCCGAAACUGAAACCACCUUCCUUCUAUUGCGAACACGAAAGUCGGACGGGAUUGACAUUACACUAUAGAAGCAAAAGAAGAGGUUUUCUACAUUAUGUACAAGGUCAAAUUAAGAAUAUUGCGAAAGAGUUGUUUGAAACGGAUGUGGAAAUAGAACUUCUAGAUCAUGAACAGGACAAUAGCAUGGAACAUGUGAUUAUGAGAUUACAUUUCAACAAUAUCCAUUUUAUUCGACAUGAUCGAUCAUAUCACAACCAGCUGGCGCAUUUGAGUAGUGAAAUACGAAUCACAUCAGACAUAUUCUUUGACAUUUUUCCCUUCAUAAUAGUGUUCAACCGAGGAAUGAGGAUAAGAAAUGUUGGAAUUGGACUAUUGCGAGUUAUGUCGAAUCUCGUUGGAAAAAAAAUAAAUCAACAAUUUCUUCUGAUGAGACCAUUUAUUCGUUUCCGUUGGGAAGAGAUUAUGCUGCACUCCAAUAAUAUAUUUGAGCUGAUGUCCAAUGAUCCGAUCAUUGAUGAAGAUGAUGAAUCGUUUACUUACAAACACAAUGAUCCUGAUCAGAUGACGGAGAUUCGUUCUCGAAUGACAGAGAAAGAAAAAGAAAAGUUUUUAAGCUUGAAAGGUCAAAUGUUCUACAUGGAGGAAUGGGAAAGCAUAUGCUUCAUGGGAAUUCCUGUGAUGAGUAAUUUGGGACAGAUGUAUAAAUCUGGAUUGUUUAUCAAUGACUUCGCUUUGCAUGAUAGUAGCAGAGAUCUGGUCCUAGCGAGCACACAGCAAGCAGCAGAGUUAAAACUUCUUCUACAUCAGGAAGCUCAAAAAAGCCAGAACAUGACUGAGAACAUGGUGAAGCUGAAAGCAGAACGAAGACGAGCAGAUCAACUUCUGUAUCAAAUGCUUCCGAAAAGUGUUGCAAACAUGCUGAGGAAUGGUGAAAGCGCAGUAGCCUGCUGUGAAAAUUUUGAAUCGGUUUCUAUAGUUUUCACAGAUGUUGUUGGGUUUACAAAUAUAUGCAGUACUAUAGAACCUUUGGAAGUUGUUGAUUUUCUUAACCUUAUGUACACGAAGUUUGACGGUGUUAUUGAUACACAUGACGUUUACAAAGUUGAAACAAUAGGAGAUGCCUACAUGGUUGUAUCGGGUGCGCCAAACAGAACUGUUCAUGAUGCUGAAUAUGCCAUAGACAGUGCAAUGUCAUUCAUACGCGAAGUGCAGAGUUUGGAAGGAUUCAGAAAAGAAGUUGUAAUCAACAUAAGAGCUGGAGUUCAUUCCGGAUCGGUAGUUGCCGGCGUUGUUGGUUUGAAAAUGCCAAGAUAUUGUUUAUUUGGUGAUACAGUAGUGCUGGCUAACGCUAUGGAAGCUAACUCGAAGCCAAUGCGAACAAAAGUCAGUCAAGCUACUGCAAGCAAAAUUGAGGAAUACGAACCUAACUUGUUUAAAUUCGAACAAGCUGAUAUAGUUGAAGUGAAAGGAGUUUCUCUACAAACUUAUCUUGUCUCAGGGAAGAAUGGAAACGCUCGUGUACCUACACCACGAAGUGAAAUUGUGUCAGACGAUGACGAAUAUGAUGAUGAGCUAGAUGAACUUUCGAAAAAAGUCAGUAAGGCUCAUCAAGAAUUGAAAAAGAAUAGAGGAAAAUCAACAUACACUCCGAUUUCGGACGCCGAAAUAGAAUCGUUCUCAAGAGCAUCCAGAAUGUCAAACAUGAACUAA
Auanema sp. JU1783 is the source of this 2043-nucleotide messenger RNA. Lineage: Eukaryota; Metazoa; Nematoda; Chromadorea; Rhabditida; Rhabditidae. The record is from the annotation of a GenBank genome assembly.